CCUCCAAGGAACCACAGCCACGGAGGUCAAAACCUGGGUCAAGAACAGAAUCAACUUGACCAUGGCUGGGCUGGGGCUGCCCACCAUCUCCAAAGAAGGACUGGGUGUGCUGCUCCUGAUUCUCUCAGCUGGUGAAAUGGUCCUGGGAGCCCAAACAAUUGAUGGUGAAAUUGCCCCUGACUCUAGAGGGAACUUGUGCCAAAAGCUCCGGCAGUAUCCUCGUUUUGUAGCCAAAAAGAGGGACCGCAGCUUUGAAGUGACCUGUCGGGUAAAUAAUCUAAAAGUUGUGACUUGGCGGCUGAAACAGGAGUCAGACUCCAAACCGAUGGUCCUAAUGCCGGACAAUGACCGGAUACUGCAGCAUACCAAUGGCACUCUUGCUACUCUCACCAUCCCAAAGAUACAAUUUGAGGACAAUGGCAUCUAUUACUGUGAACAAGCAUGCACAGAGAAUUCUGAAAAGAUCUCCCGUGGCUGUGGCACUGAGCUCCGUGUCAUGGGAUACAGCACCAUGGCUCAGCUGAAGCGGAGGAAUACUCUGAAAGAUGCGAUCAUUAUGAUACAGACACUGCUCAUCAUUAUCUUCAUCACCGUCCCUAUCUUCCUACUGUUGGAUAAGGACGACAGCAAGGUGGCGUUAGAGGAUGAUCACACCUAUGAGGGUCUGGAAAUUGACCAAACAGCCACCUACGAAGACAUUGUGACGCUUCGGACAGGAGAAGUGAAAUGGUCAGUGGGGGAGCACCCGGGCCAGGAGUGAAGGGCUCCCCAACCUGGCAAUCCUGUCUAUGCCCCCCAUUCUUCCAUGAACCUCCUGGAGAUGGAUCAUCCAGCAACUCAGCUUCACGGACCUAUUCUGGUUUCCAGCCUGUUACUCCUUUCUCCUCUUCCCAUAACUGUCCUGCCUCCAGGUUAACUGGCCCACUUCUGCCUUCCUACCUCCAAUCCCACUUGACUCACAACAUCUUCAGAGGGAUGGAGGCCUGCAGGGCUUGAGAGAGCACAGGUUAUGGGGAAGUUGUCUCCCUAAGGCUCUUUGGAGUUGGCCUUGUGCAGCUUGGCUGCGGCAGGGGUGGAGGUGGGGAGAAGUAGAUAGAGCAGAGAAAGACUCAGCCUUGGUGGGGAGAGGGGAGGUAAGACAAACGAAAACAGAUUUGGAGUCUGGUGGGAAAAAACGGAAAUGAACCUGUAAAACUGACUCAGACUGGCCUAUGAAACCAGGCCGUACUUGGACCCUUACAGCACCACUCCUCCAGCCCCGAUGUAAGCAAGGCCCAGGAUAGGCUCUGAACACUUGACUGGCCAACUGAUUCAAUCUAAAUUAGGGGUUGUGGAGAUAUAUCCCUUUCUCCCAUCUCCCAGGGUCCUAUUGGGCCCUUCCUGGUCUCCUGUGCAUAACUCCUGAUAUAAUAAACUGUGUGGUUUGAAAAACACAUGAGAACUUGAAAAAUCUCAUGGAUAUGCCCCCCCCCACACACACACACACACUUUCUGCAUGUGCAUUUGUUUUUGCCUACAAGGGUCUGCUUGUA
This is a messenger RNA of Dromiciops gliroides (monito del monte), 1532 nucleotides long. RefSeq names its product CD79b molecule (gene CD79B). Gene Ontology annotation, cellular component: B cell receptor complex; membrane; external side of plasma membrane. Lineage: Eukaryota; Metazoa; Chordata; Mammalia; Microbiotheria; Microbiotheriidae. Bases 62 to 760 code for a protein of 232 amino acids. Gene Ontology annotation, biological process: B cell differentiation; B cell receptor signaling pathway. The record is from RefSeq and is a predicted model, not a curated record. The transcript is spliced from 6 exons. Gene Ontology annotation, molecular function: transmembrane signaling receptor activity.